AUGUCAAGAAGGUGUUAUCCUGGAAUGUAUCUUGGCUUGCCAGCAGUAGUAGGAAGAAACAAAGAAUCAGUCUUUGGUUAUAUCCAUGAUAGAGUAAUUGCAAAGAUGAAUAGUUGGAAGUGUACUAGUCUCUCGCGAGCAAGGCGAGAAGUAUUGCUCAAAAUAGUGGUUCAAUCAAUUCCAACUUAUGUGAUAAAAAUGUUCUUACUUCCCAGUAAUAUAUGUGAACCUGUUGAGCGAGCCAUGAAUGGAUUUUUGUGGAAACCAGGAACGAGGGAAAAUUCAGGGAUAAUGUGGAUGGCUUGGCAAAAAGGUUGUGUGCGCAAGCAGGAUGGGGGUUUGGGAUUUCAAGGGCUCCAUCAUUUUAAUAUUGUCAUGCUCGCAAAAACAAGGUGGAAUAUGUUAACCAGGCCUGAGGCUCUUGUGAGUAAGCUUUUUCAAGCUCGAUACUAUCAUAAAUAUGAUUUCUACAUGCGAAACAAGGCAAAUCGUAGCUUUUUAUGGCGAGAUUUAUGUGCAGAGAAGCGUAUUCUGAAACAAGGAUAUCUCCGACGUAUUGGGAAUGUAAAGACAACAAGAGUUUAUGUUGAUCCAUGGAUCCUAAAAGAGAAUUUAAGUUACGUUGAAAGCUCUAGUUUUAUUGGAAGUGAAAGUUUUAUUGUGGCAGAUCUGAUGAAGCAAGGUGUGAAAGGAUGUGACUUGGAUUUGUUACGUGCUUUCUUUAAUAAAGUUGAUAUGGAGGUUGCUAGACAAAUUCUGUUGAAUAUUAGGCCACGAAGAGAUACUUGGAUGUGGAAAUUGGACAACAAAGGAUUAUACUCAGUGAAAAACGGAGCUGUAGGAAUGCAGAAGCGCCAAUUCGGGAGCCAAGAAACUGUUGUUGCUACAAAAAUGAUUGCUAAAUGGGAGCGACCUCUACUUUACACAAUUAAAUGUAACGUCGAUGCCUCUUAUGAUAUCAAUACCGGUUUGACAGUGAUAGGCAUGCUGCUAUGUGAUCUAUUGGGUCAAUCUAUUGCGGGGAAAACUUUAUUUCUUGAUCGUGUGGCUAGCCCGUUGUUGACCAAGAUCAUAGGAGUGUGUGAGGCUCUUAGUUGGCUAAAGAAAUGGUUUAGUAGAAAGUGGUUGGUUGUGGUAACUGAUAAUCUACGUGUGAAGCAAGCUCUGGAAGAAAACUUGGUGAAUUACUCUUACUUUAACUCUUUAGUUUUUAAAUGUGAAACUCUUAUCAAAGAGUUGUUUUUUCUUUUUUUAUCGGUUUCUAAGAAAUCAGCUAAUGAGGUUGUUUAUUGUCUUGCUAGAGCAUCUAAUUUCUAUGUCUAG
This is a messenger RNA of Solanum lycopersicum (tomato), 1323 nucleotides long. Lineage: Eukaryota; Viridiplantae; Streptophyta; Magnoliopsida; Solanales; Solanaceae. The record is from RefSeq and is a predicted model, not a curated record.